Messenger RNA from Uloborus diversus, 3428 nucleotides. RefSeq names its product gastrula zinc finger protein XlCGF57.1-like. Gene Ontology annotation, biological process: regulation of transcription by RNA polymerase II. NCBI's taxonomy places the organism in Eukaryota, Metazoa, Arthropoda, Arachnida, Araneae, Uloboridae. The transcript is spliced from 2 exons. Gene Ontology annotation, molecular function: RNA polymerase II cis-regulatory region sequence-specific DNA binding; DNA-binding transcription factor activity. Bases 739 to 2187 code for a protein of 482 amino acids. The record is from RefSeq and is a predicted model, not a curated record.
AGCGUUGCAUCCUCGUAGGCUACGUUGUUUGUUUACAACUUCGCUGUAGAAUACAGCUCAAUGAUUGUGGCCGGAUUUCAUUUUCAUACAAGAAGUAAUUCGAGUUCCAUACAUGAGGCGCAUGAGGACAUGAGCUGAGAGCAGACAGUAAUGGCAUUCACUCUUUGAAUGGUAAGAAGAGGUGGAUGUCCUCAUUGAUAUGCAAUUGGUGAUGUAAAUCUUAUCUGAAAAGUUUGCCCAUUAAGGUUUUCUAAGAAUUAAGCUCUUAGAAUAUGAAAGAAGUUUUGGUGCUUCGGUUUGGAAAUGGACUAAUAAUAUAAAUAUAUGUAUUUCAAAUGCCAAAAGAGACUCUUAUUUAUGCCACUUUAUUGUGUUUAAAUUAUUUUAAAAAUACUUUAUAAUUAUUACAAUGGAUUGAAAUUAGUUUAUGCAUUGUUAGUUAUUCAAAUUUAAAAUUUUUAAUAAUCAUUAAUAGUGGGAAAAAGUAAGUUUAGCAGAAAUAGAAGAUAUUAAAUGUAUCUCAAGAUGUAACUUUAAAAAAAUGUCAUUAUUGCUAAGCAGUUACUGUGUUAGUGUGUUUUGACAAUUGUAUAUAUACAUUAAGCAUAUUUUAUUUGGCACAAAUGUAAUAUUUUGUACCUAGUUUUUUGUAAAAAAAAAGGAACUUGUACUUUUUCUAAAUUUCAAAUCAAUGAAAAUUGGGUUAAUAAUUGAUCUUGGUCGCAACAAGCUUUCAAUAUGAAAAGUGACAGUGAUCCAUCUGCUGAAAGUUUACCCUGGUGCAAUCACUGUUCUAAAUCUUUUAAUUGUGGGAAUGAAUACAAUGAACAUUUACAGCUGCAUGCAGAUGAUAAACUCUUCUCUUGCAAUAUCUGUAACAAAAAUUUUAAUCGAAAAAAUUCUCUAGCCAACCAUUUAAAAAUUCACACUGGAGAAAGACCUUAUGCAUGUAAACUUUGUGAUAAGACUUAUACUCGUCAUGAUUCACUCCAGACACAUUUAAGAUCUCACAGGACAGAAAAACGAUAUUCUUGCAAUCAAUGCGACAAGUCUUAUUUUAAGAAAACUGAUUGGUUUAGACACAUGAGAACUCACAGUGGAGAAAAAUCCUAUUUUUGCAAAAUUUGUGGAAAAGCUUUUGGGGAUAUGCCUUAUUUAAACAGGCAUAUGAAGAUACAUACAGAAAGACAAAAGUCGCACUCCUGUCACAUCUGUACCAAGGCUUUUUAUUCAAGGAAUGCUUUAAAGACUCACUUGCUGUGCCAUUUGGGAACUAAGAACUUUGCAUGUGACACAUGCAAGAAAGCAUUUGUUACUAAAAGUGAUCUUGUAAAACAUAUCAGAACUCAUACCGGAGAAAAACCGUUUGGAUGUGACUUAUGCGGGAAGAGGUUCACUCAAAAAGGUCACCUUAACAGCCACUUGCAAAUCCAUACCGGCGAGAAACCUCAUUCUUGUGAAUACUGCAGCAAGAGCUUUACUCACAAAUCUGAACUUAAUAAACAUGUAAAGACUCACACCGGUGAAGAUAUUUUAACUCAUAAAUGUAGAAAAUGUGAUAAAUCAUAUUCUAGAAAAGAACAUUUAACUAGGCACUUAGUUAAUACUCAUUCAUUAGAAAAGCCAUUUUUAUGUGAAUAUUGUCAGAAAAGAUUCACAUCGAAAGAUUAUUUUAAUGUACAUUUAAGGUUGCAUACAGGCGAAAAUCUUUUCUUCUGUACAGACUGUGGAAAAGGUUUUCCUAGACAGUAUAAUCUUAAUCAACACAUUAAGACCCACACUGGCGAAAGACCUUUCACUUGUGAAAUGUGUAAAAAGACUUAUAAUUCGAAACAGUAUUUAAUGAGACAUGUCAAGCUUCAUUCCGAGAUGAAGUAUUUUGAUUGUGAAAGUUGCAAGAAAACUUUCCCCACAAAAUCUGAAUUUUUAAAACAUUCAAAAACUCAUAAAAUGGAACAAAAAUAUUCUUGCACAAUUUGUGAAGAAGAAUUUUUUUUGAAAAAGUUGUUCAUACAACAUUUGAGAUUUCAUGAGAGAAAAGUAAAAUCAAAUGCUAAAGAGAAAAAAGUUUUUGCCUGUAAAAAAUGUGAAAAAACUUUUGCUUCAAAACUUGAUCUUUCUCAACAUUUUAGAGAGCAUUCAAAAAAGAUAAUGGCUGCUAUUACUUUUGGAAAAAUCGUGCCUUAAUUUUUUAUUAAACUAGGUUUCUGAAAAAUACUUUUACCUGAUUUUUUUUUUUUUUGCGAUUUAUUUAUAUGUGUGUAAGCAUACACUAAUGGAAAAUAAAAUUGUAGUGUUUGUUUCUGCUAUGACUACUGUACUAUGCUGUUCUACCAAUGACAGACAAGAGGCAAUGAGACAUAAAAGGAGGUAGGCAAGUACCAAUAUUAAAAAUUUAGAGAAAAUCAGUACAAAUGGUAAGAGAACCUCUCGUCAGUUUUGGUGUAAGAAAUAACACUAGUAACCCUAGUAAGGUGCAGCUAUAUACAGACAGGGCAGUGCAGGAUUUCAUUUUGAGGGAGGGGGGUCAUGCUCAAGGAUGUAGUCUUACGUACAACAAUUUUCUUGAACUUCAAUGCCUUUAGGCAGGGGUGCCCACCCCCCUAAGGGCUAGGGUGCACUCUCUCAAUAUCGUGGAGACCCCCCAAAUGGGUCAUUCCAUAUCAAAUCAACCAAUAAAAAAUAAAUUUUGAAGGUCAAUGUUUUGGAUUGUUAUGAUUUUUUGUCUGUUUAUUAUACUUACCUCCAGGAUGAAAAAACUGAAGUUUCAAAUUUUUUCAACAAUUCUUUGCAAAGUUAUGCAUUUUUUAAAUUUUGGAGGAAUCCGAAAUUUUGCAUUGAUUAAAAUCUUAAGAGGGCUAUUAUUAGAGUACUAUUUGACUUAGAAGUCUACAAUUCUUGCUGUUUUGUUCAGUCUUUUAUAAGGUUUUCAAAAAUAUAUAACAAAGCCCAGUUGCUAAAAAAAAAAUUUUUAUAAUUUUUUUAAUAAAAAAGUUUUUUUUAAUUUGUAAAAAUUCAAAAUCGAAAUUUUUAAUUUUCUUGAAAAAAAUAUAUGUUACUUAGCCUUUGUUUAGCAACAUUUAUUCAAAAUUUCAAGAUGGCAUUCUUUUGGUAUCAUGCAGAAAUUUUUUUUUUCCUCUUUCAAAAGUGCUUUAAUGGAUCAUUCCAUGUCAAAUCAACCAAUAAAAAAUAAAUUUUUAAGGUCAAUGCUUUAGAAUGUAAUGAUUUUUUAUCUGUCUAGGAUACACACCUCCAUGAUGACAAAUCUGAAGUUUCAAACUUUUUCAACAAUUCUUUCCAAAGUUAUAAUUUUUUUUAACUCUGGAAGCAUCAUAAAUUUUACAUUGUUUAUUAAUCUUUAAAAGGCUAUUAUCAAAGAACUAAUUGACUUAAAAGGUUAAAACUUGUGCUGUUUUGUUCAGUAUUUU